Vicugna pacos (alpaca) is the source of this 1914-nucleotide messenger RNA. Lineage: Eukaryota; Metazoa; Chordata; Mammalia; Artiodactyla; Camelidae. The record is from RefSeq and is a predicted model, not a curated record.
CACAGGACAAACUUAUUGACUAAUAGCCAAUCACUAAAUAGCGGGGAGGGUAAAGCCUUGGUGUUUGUGUCACGGCCUGGGGGUGGGGAGUGGGGUGGGACAAGCAACAGUAUCAAAUAUUCAAUUGGGAACCUCAGCCUGGCCAGCUGUGCCCUUGCAGCCCCAGCCCGAGGCAGCAUACUGAACCAAUGGUUAAGCCCGGAGGGGAUCUGCCCCGCUGCAGCUUCCUGGAAAGCAGCUUGGGGCAUCACGGACAUUCACAGAAUGCCUUAUUUUACAAGACUCAUUUUGUUCUUGUUUUGCCUGAUGGUUCUCGUGGAAAGCAGAAAGCCCAAGAAGAAGAGAUGGACAGGGCAGCUGGAAACGUCCAAGCCAAGUCACCUGCAUAAGAAGAACUUCGACGUGACCAAAAUCCAUGGAAAACCUCAGCCGCUUCUCAGAGUGGAUGACCAUGACUUCACUAUGAGGCCCGCCUUUGGAGGCCCUGCUAUCCCGGUGGGCAUGGACGUGCAGGUGGAGAGCCUGGACAGCAUCUCAGAGGUGGACAUGGACUUCACCAUGACCUUGUACCUGCGGCAUUACUGGAAGGAUGAGCGGCUGGCUUUCCCCAGCACCAGCAACAAGAGCAUGACCUUCGACGGCCGGCUGGUGAAGAAGAUCUGGGUCCCCGACGUCUUCUUUGUUCACUCCAAAAGGUCAUUCAUCCACGACACCACCACAGACAACAUCAUGCUGAGGGUGUUCCCGGAUGGGCAGGUGCUGUACAGCAUGAGGAUUACGGUCACUGCCAUGUGCAACAUGGACUUCAGCCACUUUCCCCUGGACUCCCAGACCUGUUCUCUGGAGCUGGAAAGCUAUGCAUACACAGAUGAAGAUCUGAUGCUGUAUUGGAAGAAUGGGGACGAAUCCCUGAAAACAGAUGAGAAGAUCUCCCUGUCUCAGUUUCUGAUUCAGAAAUUUCACACCACGUCCAGACUGGCCUUCUACAGCAGCACCGGUACCUAACUUUUGCCACAGUCUGAUUCAAAUGCGGAAGAAAACACAUUAGAAUUCUUCGGCCUUAAGCUUUCCCUCUUUCAGUCCAAAUAACUUGUUAUCCUUAUGAUAAUGCCUAGUCUAACAAAACAUAGANCCGUGCCCGCCAGAGUCUCACUGGGGAUCACCACGGUGUUGACCAUGUCCACCAUCAUCACCGGCGUGAACGCCUCCAUGCCCCGCGUCUCCUACAUCAAGGCGGUGGACAUCUACCUCUGGGUCAGCUUCGUGUUCGUGUUCCUCUCGGUGCUGGAGUACGCAGCCGUCAACUACCUGACCACCGUGCAGGAGCGGAAGGAGCGGAAGCUGCAGGAGAAGUUCCCUUGCAUGUGUGGAAUGCUUCCCUCAAGAACCAUGAUGCUGGAUGGAAGCUACAGUGAGUCUGAGGCCAACAGCCUGGCAGGGUACCCACGAAGCCACACUCUCACAGAAGAAGAAAGGCAAGACAAAAUCGUGGUCCACCUGGCCCUGAGCAAUGAAUCCAACUCCUCCAGGAAGAAGGGGCUUCUGAAGGGCCAGAUGGGUCGUCGCAUCUUCCAGAACACCCACGCCAUUGACAAAUACUCCCGGUUGAUAUUCCCGGCCACUUACAUAUUUUUCAACUUAAUUUAUUGGUCAGUGUUUGCCUAAGGGUUCUGAGGAUGUGCCUGGGAAAGGGCCUAGACAUUGAUGAGGUCUCGCCAGCCGCCCACACAAGGACCUGUUGACUGUGUUCCCUCACAGACAGAGCAGCAGCUCCGGGACCAAGUGGAGCAGCAUCCUCGCUCCUGGAGGAGCCCAGGAGCCCCCCAGCUGCCCUUCCCCAGACCUUAUGGGCUUGAUGAUCAUUCAUGCUGUGUUGUGUCCCAUUUCAUGCCUCUCUGGGACUGUCUUCUUCUG